Danio rerio (zebrafish) is the source of this 2859-nucleotide messenger RNA. Lineage: Eukaryota; Metazoa; Chordata; Actinopteri; Cypriniformes; Danionidae. The record is from RefSeq and is a predicted model, not a curated record.
UUUACGGUAAUGCGUCAUCCGAAAAUAAACGAGGAACAAUACAGCUAAACUGUAUCACAAGCGGCACAUUUUUGUUAUUUUAUAAAGAAAUAACAAAUAAAGUGCAGAGAAACAGGCAGAACAACAAUCACGUAAUAAAUACGAGACUGUAAAGCGCGUUUGUUGAAUAUUUCCUGCGCAUCUCUUGAGGUGUUUACAGUAAUCGCGUCAUUCACAGGUACUGCGGGAAUCUGGAAGAUCCUGUCAAACUCUUGAGGAGAAAAAGCGCACAGACACGCAUCAAACUGAGGGGUAAAGAGCAGAAAAAGAGAACGUGUUUGCAGGAAAAGUGUUCACUUCCGUGUUCACAAAGCACAGCUCAUCCGGGAAUCUGCUGAGUAUGAUGAAGAUCUGCUGAUGAAGAUGAUGGACAGCAGGAGCCUGAGGAGUGUGUCUGCUCUGCUGCUCUUCCUCCAGUUCUGCUGGUGUUUCUCAGAUGGAGAUCAGAAAUCCAGACCAAACUUUGUGCUGAUGAUGGUGGACGAUCUGGGCAUUGGAGACAUCGGCUGCUAUGGGAACACCACCAUCAGGACUCCAAACAUCGACCGGCUGGCGUCUGAUGGGGUGAAACUGACCCAUCACCUGUCGGCCGCUCCACUCUGCACACCCAGCAGAACUGCCUUCAUGACGGGACGAUACCCUCUGCGCGCCGGUAUGGGCAGCACGGGUCGUGUUCAGGUGAUCUUGUUUCUGGCUGGAUCUGGAGGUCUUCCUCCAAAUGAAACCACCUUCGCCAAACUGCUGCAGAAGCAGGGCUACACCACCGGCAUUGUGGGUAAGUGGCACCUGGGUGUGAACUGCGAGAGCCGCUCUGACCUCUGCCAUCACCCUAACAACCACGGCUUUGACUUCUUCUACGGUCUGCCGUUCACGCUGUUCGUGGACUGUGCGGUGGGCGCGGGGUCCGGAGUGCUGCUGGACUAUCAGGAGAUGCUGCUGAACUCCUGUAAGCUGCUGCUGGUGUGUGUGCUGACUCUGCUGGCCCUCAGGGGCUCCGGGCUCCUGUGCGCCGGCUGGAGGCUCCUGUUCCACCUGUCCGCCGCCGCGCUGAUCUGCUUCCUGCUGUGGUUUGUGCCGUUCGGGCUGCUGCGCGUCUGGAACUGCAUCCUCAUGAGGAACGGAGAGGUGGUGGAGCAGCCGAUGAACCUGCAGACGCUCAACAGCAGACUCAUGAGGGAAGCAGAGCAGUUCAUGGAGAGACACAGAGACGGGCCGUUCCUGCUGUUCGUGUCGUUCCCGCAGGUUCACACGCCGAUGUUGGUCACUGAAGGGUUCGCCGGGAAAAGCAGACAUGGGCUUUAUGGAGACAAUGUGGAGGAGGUGGACUGGAUGGUCGGUAGAGUAGUGGACACCAUCGACAGGCUGGGUCUGACAGAGAAAACCCUGCUGUAUUUCACCUCCGACCACGGCGGAGGCAUCGAGGAGGGUCCGAGAGGAGGCUGGAACGGGAUAUAUCGAGGUGGUAAAGCCAUGGGCGGCUGGGAUGGAGGAAUCCGUGUGCCGGGUAUAUUCCGCUGGCCUGGUCGUCUGGCUGCGGGAAGAGAAGUGGCAGAACCCACCAGCCUGAUGGAUGUUUUUCCCACAGUGGUGAAGCUGGCCGGAGGAGAGCUGCCGAAAGACAGGCUCCUGGAUGGUCAUGAUCUGAUGCCGCUGUUAGAGGGCAGCAGCAGCCGCUCUCAGCAUGAGUUCAUGUUCCACUACUGCGGCAUGUAUCUGAACGCUGUACGCUGGCACCCACAGAACAGCUCCUCCAUCUAUAAGGUGGUGUUCUUCAGCCCAGUGUUCUCCCCCGCGGGCUCCAGUGGCUGCUUCAGCACGGGCAGCUGCAUGUGUCACAAACCGCAUGUGACGUACCACAGCCCCCCGCUGGUGUUCCUCAUCAGCAGCGACCCAUCAGAGAGCGUCCCGCUGACAGAACAGACAGACCCGCGGGUUCCCGAGGUCCUGCAGAGGGUGCAGCGCGCAGUGGAAGAGCACAGGAGGAGUCUGACACCUGUAGAGAUGCAGCUCACCUGGAGGAAGACGCUCUGGAGACCCUGGCUGCAGCCCUGCUGCGGGACAUUCCCAUACUGCACCUGUUCUGAGGAGGACACACACACUACUGGAUGAGGACACACACACUGCUGUGGGACACUCUCAGACUGCACCUGUGCUGAGGAGAAGGACACAAACACAGCUGAAUGAGGACACACACACGCAUUCACCUCUCAUGCUCACACACAUCUCCCAGACAAACACUAAGGGUGUACUCACACUAUUUACAGUCGUCUGUACCGUGCCGAAGCGCGCUUGUCCCCCUCCCCUCUCCCCCGAAGGCCUGCCCUUACACUAUUAUCGUCCGAACGAGAGCUCACUUCCGUCAUACAUGAUGCUCUGGGGUGCGUUUCCCAAACAAUGACGUAACUCGCGGCUGAACUAUCAUAGUACGAUGCAUCAUUUGGGAAAAGAAUGAUGUAGUGACGAGUGUUUCCCAAAACCCGUAGUUUCUCUGUUGCAGAUCCAUCGCUUGAACCACGUUAGGUAAAAUCAUAGACUGUAAAAGAUAGGGAUGUAGUAUCCGUGAAGCUACAAGUAGGCGUGGCCUACCGUCGCCAUUUUGUUCGCGCGUCAUCGCACUCACGUCGGGAUACCAAACAAGGGCACAGAGGCGGAGAGUGGGCGGAGCUACAGACACCUGCUGGCAUUUAGCUUGGACCUGGCUUUAGACACACUUUACUUUGGGAGAAACGCUGAAUACUUUAUAACCUGUGACACACUUGUGUUCUGACCACAUGUGCUGGGCUGUACACUAUAUCAAUAAAGUGUUUAGACUUUUCAAAA